Molecule: messenger RNA, 2730 nt
Organism: Manduca sexta (tobacco hornworm)
Lineage: Eukaryota; Metazoa; Arthropoda; Insecta; Lepidoptera; Sphingidae
Product: myrosinase 1
Biological process (GO): carbohydrate metabolic process
Molecular function (GO): beta-glucosidase activity
Source: RefSeq, a predicted model, not a curated record
UGUACUUAUAUUUUUUUUUACACUAUAAAUUGAUAUUUAUUAAAUCGUGAGCUGAUAAUUAUGUAAACGUUUCUGAUACUUUGAUAGUGACAGUGUUCAAAAUGAGAGGUUUAGGGUUACUUCUAGUUAUUCAGGUGAUCAUGGCGCUUGAUAUUACAAGAAAAGACGAUAGCAACGAUAAUUACAGCAUUGGGCCAGCAAUAAGGAAAUUCCCAGAAAAUGUAAAAUUUGGUGUCGCCACAGCUGCUUUUCAAAUUGAAGGUGGAUGGAAUGCUGCAGAUAAAUCACCAAGUAUUUGGGAUGUAUUCUCAAAACCUGGUAAUGUAAUUGACAACACAACAGGCGAUGUAGCUUGCAACUCAUAUGAAUACUACAAGCGAGAUGUACAAAUGGUUAAAUUUCUUGGAGUCGACUUUUACAGGUUCUCAAUAUCUUGGUCAAGAGUUUUGCCAAAUGGUUUUGAUAACAAAAUCAGUACGGAUGGAAUGAAUUAUUACAAUAAUUUGAUUAAUGAAUUACUUCAAAAUGGUAUUGAGCCAGUAGUGACAAUGUUCCACUGGGAUUUGCCACAAAGACUCCAAGAUUUAGGGGGGUGGGCCAAUCCUUUAAUAGUGGAUUGGUUUGGAGCUUACGCUAGGGUACUGUACACACUUUUUGGGGACAGAGUCAAAACAUGGAUAACUGUGAAUGAGCCUAAGCAGUUUGGGAUUUUCGGAUAUGGCAUGAAGAGGUUUGCUCCCGGGAUAAAUGCUACUGGCAUUGGUGAAUAUAUGGCGGUAAAAAAUAUACUGCUAGCUCACGCCAAAGCCUGGCAUAUUUAUGAUAAAGAAUUUAGAGCAGAACAAAAAGGUAUUUGUGGAAUUACAAUAGCAACAGACUUCCGUGAAGGUAUCCCGAAUUCACCUGAUGAUGUUGAACCUGGUGAAAUUGCUAUGGAUUUCGAAGUAGGUUUAUACAGUCACCCAAUUUUUACUGAUAAGGGAGGAUUUCCCCCAAGAGUCAUAAAGAGAAUCGCUGAGAGAAGUGCUGAGCAAGGAUUUGCAAAAAGCAGGCUGCCAGAACUAAGUGACGAAGAAAUUAAGUAUAUUAAAGGUACAAGCGAUUUUUACGGGUUUAACCACUACUCAACAAAAUUUAUCACCACUGAAGGCUAUCAACCUGGCAAAUACCCGAUACCCUCGUAUGAAGACGACAUAGGAGCUGUUGGUACUUAUUUAGACUAUGAGAGAGGGGCCGUUAUACACUGCACUGUGAUACCAAAAGGAAUAAGGAAAGCACUCAAAUGGGUAAAAGAGAAUUGUAACAACCCGCCGAUCAUGAUCACGGAGAACGGUUUCGGAACAUAUAAAGGUCUAGACGACAAGAAGAGAAUAGCUUACUACCAAAAGUAUUUAAACUCUAUACUAGAUGCGAUGGAGCUGGACGGGUGUAAUGUCACGCAAUACACGGCUUGGAGUCUCAUGGAUAACUUCGAAUGGGAUAGUGGGUUAAGUGUUAAAUUCGGUCUCUUUGAGACGGACUACGAAGAUGAAUGGAAAACUAGGACCGCAAGAUUAUCAGCACUGUGGUACAAACAUUUUGUUGCGACGAAAUCACUCGACAAGAAUUAUAAGCCAACAUUGGAAAAAGUAUCUUUUUAAACCGUUAAUACACUAAGGCCUGUUUCACUUCGUACAACUACCCGACACAUAAACCAGGUAGAAAUCACACGCUAAUCCAUGCUCCAAACUAAAUGGUAAUAAAAUGAAUACUUUCUACAUUAAAAGUCUUAGUUAUAAACUUGUUUUAGCGUUAAGAGGUGGUUAAGAAUUAAAUAGCUGUCAAAAACAUCACCGGUCCUUAGUUUAAAUCAAUAAAGAGGCAAGAUGGCGGGUUUUGACUUACAACAGAUCUAGUAAAUUUGUAUUGUAACUAAGCAUAGCUUUGCGAAAUAUUUAUAAGUAAGGCUGUAACUGUUUAACACGAUAGCUAUUAAACGAAAUUUACUAGAAAUUUGGAAAACUGGCCUCAAACGUUACCAAGCGUUUAGCCCAUCUUUAUGCCGGUAUGCACUUAAUUUCUAUCGUAGAUAAUACUUAACCUAAUAAUGAAAAUAAAAAUCGCGUUCUGGUAGUGCCAUUUCUGCUUUUUUGUGUUAAUAUCAGUGCAAGAAAUUAGUUCCAUAUUUUACCGCAACAUGGCGAAGUUUUUUAUUUUUGUGGUUCAAGUACAACAUAUAGCAAUGGUCGAUGUAGUUAGCCACCAUAGCUGAAUAAUUUCAAAACGUUGCUAAAUUUAUCUACAAUCAAAAUAUUAUUUUGCUAUAUUUCAAGUAAAGGCAACCAUUUGACAUUUAUUUAACUAAAGAAAAACGAUUUUUGAUAAGGGCACGAAAGUUUAAAGACGAUUUGAAAUUGAAUUAACUACUUUUGUAGCUGACUGCAAAUAAUUAAUCGAGGGUUGUGUCGUAUUUCGUUUUGAAACCUAAAUUAGGCGGGUGUACAGAACUAUCAAGUUUUAACUUUAGGCUGUCUUAUUUAAGACUUAAAUUAAAUAAAAUGUAAUUGAAAAGGGAGUAAUUGAAUAUUAGUGUACAUUACAUUAUUGCAUUUUAAGGCUGUUUUAGAACGGCAGGGUCACGAAGUAUUUUUGCUCAGUGUGAACUGAGCUUACUUUCUGUAUAUUAUCAGGGUGUACGUAAAUGUUAAAUAUCAUUGUUAUUCAGAAAACAAACCAUUUUACACAUGUUAA